Molecule: messenger RNA, 366 nt
Organism: Odobenus rosmarus divergens (Pacific walrus)
Lineage: Eukaryota; Metazoa; Chordata; Mammalia; Carnivora; Odobenidae
Gene: TEN1
Product: TEN1 telomerase capping complex subunit homolog (S. cerevisiae)
Exons: 3
Coding region: 1-366 (121 amino acids)
Biological process (GO): negative regulation of telomere maintenance via telomerase
Cellular component (GO): CST complex
Molecular function (GO): telomeric repeat DNA binding; single-stranded DNA binding; telomerase inhibitor activity
Source: RefSeq, a predicted model, not a curated record
AUGCUGCCCAAACCUGGGAUCUAUUACUUCCCCUGGGAAGUCAGUGCUGGCCAAGUGCCCAACGGGGGCACACUGAGAACAUUCGGCAGGUUGUGCCUCUAUGAUAUGACCCAAUCCCGAGUGACACUGAGAGCACAGCAUGGAUCUGACGAGCACCAGAUCCUGGUCUGCACCAAGUUGGUGGAGCCGUUCCAAGUCCAGAAAGACUCCCUGUACCUUGUCCUUGGAGAGCUGGAGCAUGAGGAUGGAGGCUCCGUAGUGAAGGCCCGGGUGCUGACUUGUGUGGAAGGAAUGAACCUACCCUUGUUAGAACAAGCCGUCCGGGAGCAGAGGAGGUACCAGCAAGAGAGGGACAACAGCCAGUAG